This is a messenger RNA of Necator americanus (New World hookworm), 795 nucleotides long. RefSeq lists its product as uncharacterized. The coding region runs from base 1 to 795 and encodes 264 amino acids. The record is from RefSeq and is a predicted model, not a curated record. Lineage: Eukaryota; Metazoa; Nematoda; Chromadorea; Rhabditida; Ancylostomatidae. The transcript has a single exon.
AUGGCUACGUCACUGAAAACGCGGAAAGGGGUUUUAAGCAGGCAUUCUAACUCCCUAUCGCAAGCAUUGGCGAGACAUGCGACUUUAGGGGAAAGCGUAGGUCUCGAGGAUCAGGAAGCAUAUAGAACUAUACUGAAUGAAAUCCAAAAGGCUGAAAUGGGGAUUAAAUCACUCCAAGACAUAUUUGAUAGAGCGCUUUUUGCGUUUACCAAAACAGUGGACAACCUAAAGGAACCUCUCACUGAAGAGGAAGAGGCGAAAGUUUCGGAGUAUAUAAGUGGUGCUCAGGAACUCAUCUCUCAAUCCACAUCCCUGCUCAUCAAACUGGAGAUUAACAAGGAGCAGUUGACAUUUAAUACCCGUACGCAAGCGGGACUCAUGGGAAACGAGCAUCCAAAUGAAAAUACAGUAGCACGCAUAGAGCUACCAAAGUUACCGAUACCGGAAUUCAGCGGGAAGUUCUGGCAGUGGGACAGCUUUUGGGAGCUGUUCAACGCAACGGUUCAUUCUCUUCCACUUUCGGAUUUGCAAAAAUUCAACUAUCUUCUCAGAGCACUUAAAGGGGAAGCCCGCGAGUCCAUUGCUCGUUUCCAGGUCACCUCUGCUAACUACAAUCUAGCAAUAGCUCAUCUGAAGAAAAGAUACGGUAAUGCUCAAAACAUAGUCACGGGCUUACAUCGGCAGCUCGAGUACUGGAGCACUAGGAGUACGCAGCUGAGGGACCAGCGCGUAAGAAAAACACGAGGAACUCCGUGUCCAACUCAAGAGCAUGAGCGAGAGCAUCGAAGGUAUUAA